AAAAAAAAAAGCAAAAAGCACAUUCAUAUCAUCACCCUCCUUCUACUUUCUCUCUCCUCUUAAUUUUUUAAAAAUUAAAUCAUUCCCCAAAUUUCACUCUUCCCCCUUCUCUCUCCUCUUUCUAUUGUACACUUUCAAAACCUCCACCUUUUUUUUCUUCUCCAAUAAUCAAUACACUCAUCCUAGAGCUGAUUACUUGUACUACUAUUAUUUUUAAUUUCUAGGGUUUGUAUCGAAUCAAUUAAUUGUUUUGAAAAAGACUAGAUCUUGGAGCUAAAAAGUGAAAAAAUGGCUAACGGAGAAGUAACGGCAGCACCGGCAAGGUUAACGACGUCGGCAUCGUUUAAGUAUAGGAAGAAAAAUGGCGGACAUUCUAGAGUUAAUUCUGAGGUUGAAGAUGUUGUUCAUUUAUUACACGGUUCUGAUCCUGUUCGGGUCGAACUUACCCGGCUUGAGAAUGAAGUUCGAGAGAAGGAUAGAGAAUUAGGAGAAGCACAUACAGAAAUCAAAGCAUUAAAGCAUUCAGAACGCCUCAAAGAAAAGGCAGUUGAAGAGCUUAGUGACGAGCUUCUAAAGGUGGAUGGAAAGUUAAAAGCUACUGAAGCUGUUUUGGAAAGCAAGAACCUUGAAAUCAAAAAGAUCAAUGAAGAAAAGAAAGCUGCUCUUGCUGCUCAAUUUGCCGCAGAAGCCACACUUAGACGAGUGCAUGCUGCUCAAAAGGAUGAUGACAUGCCCCCUAUAGAGGCCAUUAUUGCUCCGCUAGAGGCAGAGCUAAAGCUGGCUAGGCAGGAGAUUGCUAAGUUGCAGGAUGACAACCGGGCGUUGGAUCGUCUCACAAAAUCCAAAGAAGCUGCAUUAUUGGAGGCAGAGAAAACUGUUCAGAUCGCUAUGGCAAAAGCGUCUUUGGUUGAUGAUUUGCAAAACAAGAACCAGGAGUUGAUGAAGCAGAUUGAAAUCUGUCAGGAGGAGAACAAAAUUCUGGACAAAAUGCAUCGUCAAAAGGUAGCAGAAGUUGAAAAGUUAACACAAACUGUUCGAGAGCUUGAGGAGGCAGUAUUGGCUGGUGGAGCUGCCGCCAAUGCUGUGCGUGAUUACCAGCGUAAAGUGCAGGAGAUGAAUGAGGAGAAGAAAACUCUUGACAGGGAGCUUGCUCGUGCUAAAGUUACCGCAAAUAGGGUUGCUACUGUUGUGGCUAAUGAAUGGAAAGAUGGAAAUGACAAAGUUAUGCCCGUAAAGCAAUGGCUUGAAGAGCGAAAAUAUUAUCAGGGUGAAAUGCAGCAACUUCGGGAUAAGCUUGCAGUUGCUGAACGCACAGCCAAAGCAGAAGCACAGUUAAAAGAGAAAUAUCAAUUAAGAUUUAAGGUUUUAGAAGAAAGAUUAAGAGGAUCCGCGAGUACCAACCCUCCGCGUGUCACCCCAGAAAGAAGAAGUCUAAGUAGUGGUCGAACACGGCGUCAGUCUCUUGGAGGAGUGGAAAAUGUCUCAAGGUUGACUUCUAAUGGAUACUUGUCUAAGAGAACCACAAAUUCACCAUCUGGGACUCAAUCCAAUUGUGUAGUUGCACUACUAAAGAACGUUAAGAAUCCUUCACGGUCAUUUGAUGGUGGUGAUAAACCUCAAGGAGAUAAUCCAUGUCCAACAGUGGUUAACGCAGCUUCAAAUGGUAUCGACAAGAUCCAAAAUGGCUCUCGGAAAGACGAUGAUCAUAAUUUAGUUGAAAAACCAAAAACGGACUCUGACGAUGUUGUAUCUGGAGCAUUGUAUGAUAUGUUACAAAAGGAAGUUGUAACUCUCAGGAAAGUCUGUCAUGAGAAAGCUCAGAGUAUCAAGGACAAGGAUGACGCGAUAGAGAUGUUAUCGAAGAAAGUUGAGACCCUAAACAAAGCAAUGGAAGUAGAAGCGAAAAAAAUGAGAAGAGAAGUGGCAGCAAUGGAGAAGGAAGUUGCCGCAAUCCGUAUGAACAAGGAAAAUGAGCAACGAAACCGAAGAAUGAGUAUUGCUAGAGGAGUUGUCAAUGGAUCUCAACCGCGUUCUGCAAGGAACAUUCGGAAUUUGUAGACUAUGAUCUUUGCAUCGACAUGCUUACACGAAGGAUUCGACCUUUCAACUCUAGAAUUAUAGGGCUUUGCAUUCCUUUUUCCUGUUCAUCCUGUAAAGAGCUGACUUGUAUAUUUGUAUUAACAACAUGAUUAUGAUUUAUUUGAGAUUAGUGUUAUGUGAAUUAGGUUUUGAUAUGGUUAUUUUUUAAUUACACCAUAUUUGAAGGAUUUGCUGAGAUUUUUUUUUUCUUUUUGUAAAGGGCAUAGCUACAUGCCCUAGUUGUCAAGUUAGACAUUUUGUCAGAUUGCUAUCUUUGGAAGGAUGGGCUAAAGCUACUUUUGACUUUAACUAGUUAUGGAUUCAUAUUUUCUCUUUUCAA
This is a messenger RNA of Amaranthus tricolor (Joseph's coat), 2419 nucleotides long. RefSeq names its product microtubule-associated protein 70-1-like. Gene Ontology annotation, biological process: cytoskeleton organization. Lineage: Eukaryota; Viridiplantae; Streptophyta; Magnoliopsida; Caryophyllales; Amaranthaceae. Gene Ontology annotation, molecular function: microtubule binding. Bases 289 to 2058 code for a protein of 589 amino acids. The record is from RefSeq and is a predicted model, not a curated record. The transcript has 11 exons.